This is a messenger RNA of Rhineura floridana, 927 nucleotides long. RefSeq names its product olfactory receptor 5AR1-like. Lineage: Eukaryota; Metazoa; Chordata; Lepidosauria; Squamata; Rhineuridae. The transcript has 2 exons. Gene Ontology annotation, molecular function: G protein-coupled receptor activity; olfactory receptor activity; odorant binding. Bases 1 to 927 code for a protein of 308 amino acids. Gene Ontology annotation, biological process: G protein-coupled receptor signaling pathway; sensory perception of smell. Gene Ontology annotation, cellular component: membrane. The record is from RefSeq and is a predicted model, not a curated record.
AUGGUUGAGGAAAAUACUACGACUGUCACUGGGUUCUUCCUCCUGGGCAUCUCAAAUGAUCCAGGUAUGCAAGUCAUAUUCUUUGUGGUGUUCCUGAUCAUCUAUCUGGUCAAUGUUGUGGGAAACCUGGGCAUGAUCAUCCUGAUCUCACUUGAUUCCCACCUUCACAACCCUAUGUACUUCUUGCUGUGGCACCUGUCCUUCUGUGACAUCUGCUACUCAUCUGCCAUUGCCCCCAGAAUGCUGUCUGAUUUAUUAUCUGAGAGCAGGACCAUCUCCUUCCCUGCCUGCACUGCCCAGUUCUACUUUUUUGCUGCCUUUGUGGAUGCUGAGUGCUACAUUUUGGCAGUGAUGGCCUAUGACCGCUAUGUGGCCAUCUGCAACCCACUACUCUAUUCCACUACCAUGUCCAAGUCUCUCUGCAUCAGGCUCUUACUUGGAUCAUACAUUGCUGGCACAACUAAUGCCAUAAUACACACAACAGCCACCUUCAGUCUACACUUCUGCAGCUCCAACCUCAUCAAUCAUUUCUUCUGUGAUGUUCCUCCACUGCUGGCAAUCUCUUGCUCUGACACACACAUCAAUGAGAUUUUGCUUUUUGCUUUUGCUGGCCUUGUUGAGAUGAGCUCCCUCUCCAUCAUCCUUGUCUCUUAUAUCUUCAUCUUAGCAGCAGUGCUGAGAAUGCACUCAGGGAGGCUCAAAGCCUUCUCCACCUGCGGGUCCCACUUCACUGGGGUCACUUUGUUUUAUGGGACCGUGAUUUUCAUGUAUCUACGGCCCACUUCUGUCUAUGCCUUGGAUCAAGACAAAUGGGCAUCCGUGUUCUAUACUGUAGUCAUCCCCAUGCUCAAUCCUCUUAUUUACAGCCUGAGGAACAAAGACGAUGCUAAUGGUUUAUCUCAGAGCUUGGAAAAGUUACUUUUUUAA